This is a messenger RNA of Miniopterus natalensis, 1753 nucleotides long. NCBI's taxonomy places the organism in Eukaryota, Metazoa, Chordata, Mammalia, Chiroptera, Miniopteridae. The record is from RefSeq and is a predicted model, not a curated record.
CAGUCCCCUCCAUCUGGCCCCAGUGUGUGUGGUGGGCGCCAUCCCUGCCCUCCAUGUGUGCUCAUUGCUGUGUGCAGGAGUGGAGGUGCCCUGGGGACCCUGUAGGGGAUGUGUAUUGUGGGGCCCUGGUGACCUCUGCACUUGCAUGCUGACGGAACCCCUCUCUCCCUGUCCUUGCAGACCCCAGGAAGCACCAUGGCUCGAGCACUCCAGGAGGGCAGCUCCCCGGAGCCCGUAGAGGGCCUGGCCCGAGAUGGCCCUCGCCCCUUCCCGCUCAGCCGCCUGGUGCCCUCUGCUGUGUCCUGUGGCCUCUGCGAGCCCGGCCUGCCCGCCGCCCCCGCUGCCCCUGCCCUGCUGCCAGCUGCCUACCUCUGCGCCCCCACAGCCCUGCCCGCUGUCACUGCUGCCCUAGGGGGCCCCCGCUGGCCUGGGGGUCCCCGCAGCCGCCCCCGAGGCCUGCGCCCAGACGGUCCUCAGCCCUCGCUCUCGCCCGCGGAGCAGCACCUGGAAUCGCCGGUGCCCAGCGCUCCGGGGGCCCUGGCGGGCGGCCCCACCCAAGCAGCCCCGGGAGUCCGGGGGGAGGAGGAGCAGUGGGCCCGAGAGAUCGGGGCCCAGCUGCGGCGAAUGGCGGACGACCUCGACGCACUGUAUGCGCGGCGGAGACAAGAGGAGCAGCAGCAACACCGCCCCUCGCCCUGGAGGGUCCUGUACAAUCUCAUCAUGGGACUGCUGCCCUUACCCAGGGGCCGCGGAGCCCCGGAGAUGGAGCCCAAUUAGGUGCCUGCACCUGCCCUGUGGACGUCGGGGACUUGGGGGGCAGGACCCUCCCACAUCCUGACGCCCUGGCCAGAGCAGGGGACAUUUUCUGCACCAUGUAGCAUACUGGACUACCAGCCCUGCCUGUCCCAGGGGCGGGCCAGGGCAGCCACUUCAGUCCCAGCCCCGGCCUAGCCUGGGGUGCACUGACGGAGACGUGGACUCCUGGGUCCCUGGCUGAGAAGCCAGGGGAGAGAGGGCUGAUGGACUCAGCGUCUGAAGGCGGCGGUGACCGAGAGGGUCGGGACUGAGCCGCCCGCCUCUGCCGCCCACCACCAUCUCAGGAAAGGCUGCUGGUGCUGGCUGCCCGUUCCAGCUGCAGGGGUGACACUGGGGGGGUCUCCCGCCCAGUGCUCCUUCACUUUGGGUCUGGCCUCAGGCCCCUGGUGCUUCCCCCCCUCCUCCUGGGGAGGGGGCCUGUGAAGAACAAAUGAGCCAAACGUGACCACUAGCCUCCUGGAGCCAGAGAAUGGGGUGCGUCUGAUGGCUGCCCCAGCCCAGCACCCAGCCAUCUUCCCUGAGCCGGCGGGUGGUGGGCAUGCCUGCCUCACCUUCAUCUGGGGGUGGCCAGGAGGGGCCCAGACUGUGAAUCCUGUGCUCUGCCCGCGACCACCCCUCGCCCCAUCAAUCCCAUUGCAUAGGUUUAGAGAGAGCACGUGUGACCACUGGCAUUCAUUUGGGGGGUGGGAUAUUUUGGCGGAAACCGCCCCAGCCUUAGUCCCCAGGGCGAAGCGCUGGGGGGAAGAUGGGGAGUCAGGGAGGGGGGAAUCUCAGAAGAGGGAGGAGUCUGGGAGCGGGGAGGGAUGGCCCAGCCUGUAAAUUCCUGUAUAUGCGCUGCUGUAGAUACCGGAAUGAAUUUUCUGUACAUGUUUGGUUAAUUUUUUUUGUACAUGAUUUUUGUAUGUUUCCUUUUCAAUAAAAUCAGAUUGGAACAGUG